AGCGGCGGGUUAGCUCGGUGCGGCGGAGCCGGGCCAUACACGGCGCUGUGCGUCACUAGUGGCUGAUGUGGGUGACUAGUGAGAAAGCGCUGAGGGGGAGUAGGAUGGACUAGGAGGCUGUCUGAGAUACUGUAUGGCUGACGUGAUUCCAUCAAGAGUGAAGAUGCAUACAUUAGUGGUUUUCCUGUCUGUGUGUCUGACCCUCAGUACGUCACACCUGCAUAGAUCCUCCAACCUCCCAGCAGAUGACCACUACGAGAACGGGGAACACAAUAGUGACUAUGACAAGAAGAUGUUCCUGGGAGGAGAGGAAGAAGUAGAAGAGUUUGCGGAGCUAAGUCCAGAAGAACAGCAGAAAAGGCUGAAAUCUAUCAUUAAAAAAAUUGAUCUAGAUGCAGAUGGAUAUCUCACUGAAGAGGAGCUCAGUCUGUGGAUCCAGAGUUCCUUCAAGCAUUACGUCUUAGAAGACACCAAGGAGCAGUUUGCAGAAGUUGACAUAGAUGAUGAUGGAAUAGUUACCUGGGAGGAAUACAAUAUGCAUAUGUAUGAUCGGAUAAUUGACUAUUCUGAAGAUACUGUUCUGGAAGAUGUCGAGGAAGAAUCAUUCCGUCUGAUCCACUUGAAGGACAAGAAACGUUUUGACCAUGCCGACCGAGAUAACAUUUCUGGACUGAAUUUGAGCGAGUUUACAGACUUUGAGCAUCCUGAAGAAACCGAUCAUAUGUUGGAGUUUGUUAUCGAAGGAGCAUUGGAAGAACAUGACAAGGAUGGGGAUAAUUUUGUCAGUUUAGAGGAAUAUCUUGGUGAAUACACAAAAGAUGCAGAUGUUGCUGAAGAUCCGCAGUGGGUAAUUGUUGAGAGAGACCGAUUUGUGAAUGAUUAUGACAAGGAUGGUGAUGGAAAGCUCAACCCUACAGAAUUGCUGUCUUGGAUUGUUCCAAACAACAUUGGAGUCUCUCAGGAAGAGGCGAACCACUUAGUAGAGUCGAUUGACCAGGAUGGAGACGGGAAGCUGAGCGAAUAUGAAAUACUACAAAACAGAGACAUAUUCCUCACCAGCGAAGCCACAGACUAUGGGCGCCAGCUGCAGGACGAGCACUUCUACCACGAUGAACUUUAGUCCUUGCACAGAGGAAAUAUUAUUUUAUUAUUAUUUAUAGCACCUUCUGAGGAACUAAAGAGUCUACUUUUGUUUUGUUUAAUUCUAUUUAAAGCAGUUGUUUAGUUCUUUACAAGCAGCGAAGCUUAAUACGUUUUAAAACUUGUUCUUUAUAGAUUUUGAUUCCUAAAUGUCCUUAACUUAUGGACCAAGUUAUAGAGAGACAAGUAUUUAAUUUGUGAGCAGACAAAAUUGCCAAGUCAAUGUGUAAAGCGUUUUCAGCUGGUCGUAUUGUUCCCAUGUUCAUUUUGUCAUGGUCCUUCCUAAAUAUUCGUUCUAAGUUUAUUUUGUAUGGAAUCUGUGUAUUAGUUUCCUGUUCCGGAUAAUAUAUAGAGACCAAAUAGUAACUUAACAGCCAGGGUAAUGUCACUGCUAGUUUUAAUGAGGCUUGAGAAAGAGGAGAUAUAACAUUUUAUGCCACACAAUACACUAAAGCAUUCCUUUUUGCGGAAUAUUUCUCUCAUUCAUUUUUUUUUUUUUUAUUUGUUAAUGAAAUUUCUUCACAUGCACAUUAAACGGAACGGAAUUGAAACGCUAAAUGUACAGGAGACUGCAAGAAAACUAGUGUGUACUGCACCAAAAGAUAAUGUGUGAUGUUGGCACGUUGCAUUUAUAAACAGAAGCAUGAACAGCUGAUAAGUAGGUACUUUUGUAUCCGAGCCUAAAGUCAUACGAUUACAAAAUAAAGGAAAGCGAUUGAUGUGA
Messenger RNA from Pseudophryne corroboree (corroboree frog), 1864 nucleotides. It is a transcript of the gene RCN2, whose product is annotated as reticulocalbin 2. The transcript is spliced from 8 exons. Gene Ontology annotation, cellular component: endoplasmic reticulum. The record is from RefSeq and is a predicted model, not a curated record. NCBI's taxonomy places the organism in Eukaryota, Metazoa, Chordata, Amphibia, Anura, Myobatrachidae. Gene Ontology annotation, molecular function: calcium ion binding. Bases 134 to 1120 code for a protein of 328 amino acids.